Molecule: messenger RNA, 1434 nt
Organism: Aureobasidium vineae
Lineage: Eukaryota; Fungi; Ascomycota; Dothideomycetes; Dothideales; Saccotheciaceae
Source: the annotation of a GenBank genome assembly
AUGAAGAACUCUCUUAUGUUGACGGCUCUUGCGAGCACCGUCUCAGCCAAAGGAUGGGGCCCUUACCAUCCUCCUGCCUACUCGAAUAAUUCCCUGAGCUUCGAUGCAACUAUCAGAGUCAAUGCCGAGCAGCGAUACCAGACCAUGCUUGGUGGUGGAUGCUCAGGCGCGUUUGGAGCAGCUUGCACUACCAACACUCUUUCAGCAGCCGACCAGGACACAGUAGUCAGAACAUUGUUCGAUGAGAAUAUCGGUGCUCUGUCUAUUCUCCGCAAUCUGAUUGGAUCUUCUCCUGGCACGACUAUACUUCCUACGUGCCCAGCAACCCCCUCCGGUCCCUUCAACUACACCUUCCCAACUGCCAACAACGACAGCUGCCAGUUGACACUGGCCCAAAACGCACUCAAAUACAAUCCAGACCUCUACUUGUACGCAGAUGCUUGGUCAGCCCCAGGCUGCUUCAAGACCACUGGUCGCGAAGCUGGCGGCGGUCUCAUCUGCGGUGUCAGACGCUCCAACUGCACAUAUGACUGGCGCGAGGCUUACGCCAACUACCUGAUCGAAUACGUCAGACUUUAUCAGCAGCGUGGUAUCAAAGUUUCUCUCCUAGGCGCCUACAACGAACCUGACUUCAAUCCUGUCACCUACUCUGCAAUGUUGUCUGACGGCUACCAAGCCUACGACUUCCUGAGUAUCUUCUACCCUAUGGUCAAGAAGGCUUUCCCCAGCCUGGCUGUGUCCUGCUGUGACUCAACCGGUGCCCGCCAACAGCGAGACCUUCUUUACGAGCUUGGUCGCCUUGGUGGAAAGACUCUUUUCGACGUCAACACCUACCACAACUACCAGUCCGAUGUCAAGAGACCUNUUGACGAUCUAUUGGCUGGUCAGCCUACCCUCGAGACUGAAUGGAGUGAUGGCGGCAGCACCUGGACCAGGACAUGGGAUGUCUCUGGCAACAACUUCGAAGGAUUCCAAUGGGCUAUCUACAUGCACAAUGCCUUCCGAAACAACGUGGCUGGUUGGAGUCACUGGUGGUGUGCAUGGACUUCGCCCACAGACGCCUCCCUCGUCCAGGUAAACGGCACUUCUUAUCAAGUCUCUGCUCGCUUGUGGGCCUUCGCUGGUUACUUCCGUUUCGCGCGUCCUGGCGCUGUUCGUCUGUUCACCGACAGCAGUGUCGAAGAGGUCUAUGUCACUGCAUGGCAGAACAAGAACGGCACCAUUGCCAUUCCUGUCAUCAACGCUGCACACUACACGUACACUUUGAAUGUGCAGUUGUCUGCCACCAAUGUGUCGAUCGCGACUGCCUACUUGACAGACAAUGACCACAACGUCACCCAGGCUGGUCAGUUCACCUUUGAAGGCGGCAGGUUCACGGCUCAGAUCGAGCCCAGAGCCAUGAAGACGUUCUUCUUGGAAGAGGCCGCGGCUUAA